GGCUAGGCGGCUCGUCUGGCUUCGGUCACAAAGGUAACAGGUUGGAGCUGCAUUUAACGAAUUUAUCUGUCUGUCUCGAAUUAUGGAUAUGCUCUGCUCUUUCAGAAGUAUUUUCUCUCAGAUUUAAAUAGUAUCUGCAUCAACACCAAGUAAAACAACAGAAGAGGACUCGAAAGUCGGAAAUAAAUUGAUAAAUUGUACUACUUUGACCAAAUAGCAGUAUGAGUACUCCGUCAGGUCGGAAGAGCCCCGUGGACUACGGGGUUCAGAUCCGCUUCAUCAACGACUCAGCAGGGGGGCUCCCCUCGACCCAGCUGAGAUCCAAGCCCCCCUCCACCUCUAAGUAUGGGGUGGCUGUCAGGGUCCAGGGCAUCGCUGGACAACCCUAUGUGGUUAUGAAGGACGGGGGCCCAAAGGGAGAUUCGUAUGGGGUGCAGCUCCGUACCCACUUCCCCCCAGGUUACGGCAGUCUGCCCCGCAGGAGAGACCGAGAGGAGGGAGGGGGGGAAGGGGGAGGAGGGCAGGGAGGGGAGUUACGCAGGGCACAGUCACAUGGUUCAUUACUGGAGAGUGAGGGGGGAGGAGAAUUUGGGAGACCACCAGGGGAUGGGAGGUCUGGUAGCUAUGGGAACCUGGAUGGAGGGAUUGGGGUCGCGGAAGAGAGAACGUAUAGAGGGGUGAGGGAGGGGGGUAUGGGGAGGAAUAUAAUGUGUGGGUCGUAUCAGUCCGGGCUCAAUGGGUCACUGGGGAGGGGAGGGGGGAGUCAGUAUGCCCCUGACCUCCAUCCUUCCCAAACAGAUCAGCCCCCCUGA
This is a messenger RNA of Oncorhynchus gorbuscha (pink salmon), 812 nucleotides long. RefSeq names its product cingulin-like. NCBI's taxonomy places the organism in Eukaryota, Metazoa, Chordata, Actinopteri, Salmoniformes, Salmonidae. The record is from RefSeq and is a predicted model, not a curated record. The transcript is spliced from 2 exons. The coding region runs from base 222 to 812 and encodes 196 amino acids.